Messenger RNA from Stomoxys calcitrans (stable fly), 4305 nucleotides. RefSeq names its product open rectifier potassium channel protein 1 (gene Ork1). Gene Ontology annotation, biological process: potassium ion transmembrane transport; stabilization of membrane potential. Bases 652 to 3756 code for a protein of 1034 amino acids. Gene Ontology annotation, molecular function: potassium ion leak channel activity. The record is from RefSeq and is a predicted model, not a curated record. NCBI's taxonomy places the organism in Eukaryota, Metazoa, Arthropoda, Insecta, Diptera, Muscidae. The transcript has 7 exons. Gene Ontology annotation, cellular component: membrane.
CUUUGUGCCGACGAUCAGCAAAAAACGCGAAAUGGAAUUGAAUGAAAAGAAGAAACGACAGAAAAACCAAACGAAGACACUACAGAAUGUGAAAAUCAUUUAAUGUUCGUAGAAUUUGCCCGUUAAACGGCAGUCAGAUGACGAACUCCAUAACGAUCGUACACUAGAAAUACACCACACAAAAAAAAAAACGAGCGAAGCGAUACGAUUUCCGUCAAAGGAAGCUAACGGGGUUUCCGUUUGUAACGGAUAAAAAUUUUUUGAAACGCAUUUCAUAUAUAAGAGAAGAAAAUAAAGGAAAAUAGAAAUUUUACAAUAAUAAUAAAAUAAGAAAAGAAAUAUAGAAAUUAAAACUGCAAAUAAAGUGCACUCAAAAAAUUUUUAAAAUUCUUGUGAAAAUAGUUUUAAGCAAAAAGUGUCUUAUUUAAAAAAAAAAACGAAAAAAAAUAAAAGUGUGAUAUUAUAAAAAAAUAAAACCAGCACCAAUUGUGUUAAUAAGCAUUUUCUCGCUUAACAGCAGCCGCAACAUCCGCUAAGUUAGCGAGGAAUAAGAGCAGGUGUACGACCACAUCAACGUAUCCUAAUGAUACGUCAUUACUGAAUAACUGCCAUAACGCCCCAUCCAAUUCAUCAAAUAACGACGGCACCACGAUGAUGUCACCAAAGCGUAUGAUUUUAUUAUUAAUAUUCUAUAUCUCAUAUCUGAUGUUUGGCGCCAGUAUAUACUAUCACAUUGAGCAUGGCUUGGAGUACCAUAGACGAGCGGAAGAGCUCAAGGAACGUAUUGCAAUAAAUGAAUAUAUUCUAGAAAAUUUGGAUGAUAAAAAUGUUACAGUUCAAAAUGAAGUCUUGGAACGCAUUUCGGAUUAUUGCGGCAAACCGGUUACCGAUUAUCGCAGCGAUGAAUAUGAAAUACCCUAUACGUGGACUUUUUAUCAUUCGUUUUUCUUUGCCUUCACUGUGUGUUCUACAGUGGGUUAUGGCAAUAUAUCACCCACCACCACACUGGGCCGUAUGAUAAUGAUAGUGUACUCGGUAAUCGGUAUACCCAUAAAUGGUAUCCUAUUUGCGGGAUUGGGAGAAUAUUUUGGCAAAACGUUUCAAUCGAUUUAUGCACGUUACAAAAAGUACAAAAUGAGCCGUGAUGUUCAUUAUGUGCCACCGCAAUUGGGUUUAAUUACCACAGUUGUGAUAGCUUUGGUACCGGGCAUAACGCUGUUUCUGCUCAUACCAUCUUGGGUGUUCUCCUACUUUGAAGAUUGGCCAUAUUCAUUGGCAUUUUAUUAUUCCUAUGUGACCACAACCACCAUUGGAUUUGGUGAUUAUGUGCCCACAUUUCAGCCACAACAGCCCAGAGAAUUUGGCGGCUGGUUUGUGGUUUAUCAGAUAUUCAUUAUUGUCUGGUUCAUAUUCUCCUUGGGUUAUUUGUUGAUGAUAAUGACUUUCAUUACAAGAGGCUUACAAAGCAAGAAAUUAGCUCGCCUGGAGCAGCAACUAUCAACGAAUAUUAAAGCCACUCAACAUCGUAUCUGGAGUGGUGUCACCAAAGAUGUGGGCUAUUUGCGUAGGAUAUUGAAUGAAUUGUAUAUUCUGAAGUUUAAGCCGGUGUACACGGAGCCAGCCGAAUACGAUUAUUCUCUAUAUCGUUCGCUUUCUUGCCCAGAGCUAACCAUGUACAGAGUUGAUCCUAUACCAGUGCCAAGUCGCAAACGUGCAUUCUCCGAAUGUUAUGGCGUUGUAGAGGCUCGUGAUGACAACACUCUGUUUACAGUACAUGCUUCCUCCGAUACCGAAUUGAAUAAAAUCGAUCGGCAGAAAUCAUUUGAAAGUGCUGAAGCUUUCAGACAGACCACCGGUUUAUUGGCAAAAGUGGUCAGUGCCUUGGCUACGGUACAGCCACCUCAAGAUGAAGAUACCACUUUGGGAACCGCCAGCAUGUAUGGUGGUUAUCAUGGCUUUUCCGACUCACAGAUAUUGGCCAGCGAAUGGUCAUUUCCGGGUGUUAAUGAAAUACCAAAGCCCAGAGGCAGAGCUUGUUCUGACUUUAAUUUGGAUCCUAAAUGGAAAUCGAAUGUUGCUCGCCGUUCCACAAUGGGUGGCCAUAAUGAAUGGACUUGGAGUGGUGAUAAUGAACAAAUCCAAGAGGCUAUUAACAUACGCUGUCGUCAAAUGGACCGUGAGCGUGAGAAUAUAUACCGCAGCAGUUUGGGACUACCCACUCUGGAUCAUGUUGUGAAUGUGGAUGAAGAGGAGUUGAAUAGGAAGCCUGCCGCUCAAGCAAACAGGCCAAAGAAAUUCUCUAUACCCGAUGGAUUCAGACGCUUGUUUCCCUUUAAAAAGCGUUCAUCACAAGUUGACUGGCCCAAUGAAGAUGGCGAAAAAGGCGACAAACGCAAAUUUUCUGUUGCCAGUGUACCCGAGGCUAUACAGCACCAAACACCUUCGCUGGAUUACUAUAGCACAGUAACAGCCAAUGCCAGCCCCUCUUAUUUCCGCAAUGGCAAACCUGUGCAGACUUCCAACGGCAGUCUUAAUACUCGUCUUUCCUCAUCAGGCUUGAACAACAUCAACGAAAAUCCACGCAUGGAUAUAGCUCAGUUGGCUGACACUAACACAAGUUCAAUAACUACCAACACUUCGUAUCAGAGAAAUCCUCAAGCUCAAGGAGCCCGCAAGAGAAGAGAUUCAGUAUUCGCCCAAAAUCUAGCCAUUUCCAAUCGCAGAGCAAGCAUGUUUCCCCCCAGCACUGCUGCUGCGGCCCUUAACCAAAGACGUGGUAGUGCAUUUAAUCCCGAACGAAGGGGCAGCAAUGCAUCCGUCGCUGGUUUCAAUCCACCACCCAGAAGGGGAAGUCUAUUUCCGAUGGCCUCUAAUGCUAAUCGUAGGCCUAGUGUUUUGUCUUCAGCUUCCCAAGAAGAUAUGGAAGUUUUGGAAAAUACCACUUUGGCUGAUUUGAUAAGAGCUUUGGAAGUGGUGCACACCCAGGCAGUACUGGGCGAGCAAGCUGAAGCUUCAGCUCAAGCCAACAAGGCUGGCAAUAGUGGCCUUUCCAAUUUAUUCCGUUCCGAUAAAAAGAAACGAAAAGUUGGUAGUGCUGGUCUAGACCCGCCACAGCUAUCGCCCAUAUUAUCGCUAUUUGGCAACGAUGCCAGGGCAAUGAACACAGCAGCUGCCAACCGUUUGUAUGCACGAAGAUCCACAGUAGUUGGAACCUUGCCCCAGACCGCACAACAACUCAAUCAAAUUUCCAUUACUCCCAGUAAUGCCAGCAGCAUAUUAAGCCGACGCCGUCUAUCGACAAUGCAAAUGAAGGAUCCACCACCCAGCUACUCGGAAACUGAUUCUCAAAUGUCGGUAGGCAGCGUUAACUCAGCUCAAUCAAAAUUCAAACGCCGUUUUAGUGUAAGACCUACAGCAUUACAAAUUCCUCCAGGUAUGGCACCGCCACCCGGAGUCAAUGUUAACACAGUAGUUCCGCCGGGAUCACCAACAUCCUCGCAGACGCUUUUACAGCGCCGUUUAUCACUCCGACCAUCGCCCUUGGCCCAGCCAACCAUAACAGCCACAACACCUGAUGGCUCAACCAUCAGUCCCACACCUUCGACCAGCAGCACAGCGCGUCUGCUGCCACUUGCGGCUCGUGCUUCUAAUACCAGUACUCACUCACCAUUAUCACGCAUAGCGCAAAUAUCACAAGCUCAACGCAAAUCCAGUAUGCCCGACGGUUUCGGCUCUCCCAAGACGGACAAACAAUAAGUCGGUUUUUCUUUUCAUUUCAUUUUACUUUUAACAAAGAAGCGUCGAACGUUGUUCUAAAACUAGUUGGUUAGUUUAGCAGUUUAAGACCUAAUCAAUGCAAACGGUAUAUGUCAUUACAUUUCUGAGAUGUCCAACAGAGUGCAAGGUCAGUUGAAGAAUCCAGAAUUGCCAGAGAACACUUGACAUUAUGCAUUGCUGGCAGAAAUAUGAAUCCAGUUAUUGAAAUCGUAUCGUAGCGCUAUGUUCUUUAUACAUUCCAGGCAAAUCAUAAAUUUGCUGGCACACCGGCAACUUAUUGCAUUUAGGCCUAUUAUUAUCAUUGUAUUAAAAUCAUUGAGCUGGAUGACACUCAAGUUGGUUCUCAAUGAUUUAAGAAAAAGUUAUGUGCAAGUCUUAUAUAUGAUUGUUGUUAAUGUAAAUGUUUUCCUCAAUAUUGCCAAAUAUUUUUAAAAAGCCAAUAAUGUUUAGUAGUUGUACAAAAACAUACACAUAUUAUUAUACAUAGUAUUUAUUAUAAAAAAUCGAGCAGAUAUGAACAAAUUUUUA